Molecule: messenger RNA, 1461 nt
Organism: Aspergillus nidulans FGSC A4
Lineage: Eukaryota; Fungi; Ascomycota; Eurotiomycetes; Eurotiales; Aspergillaceae
Product: xenobiotic compound monooxygenase, DszA family
Exons: 4
Coding region: 1-1461 (486 amino acids)
Molecular function (GO): oxidoreductase activity, acting on paired donors, with incorporation or reduction of molecular oxygen; monooxygenase activity
Source: RefSeq, a predicted model, not a curated record
AUGGGUGAUGUCAACGCUGCAGACGGCCAGUUCGGCCAGCUGAACGGCAGGAAGAAAAUCAUCCUAAACGCAUUUGAUAUGUCCACUGUGGGACAUUUGUCUCCUGGGCAAUGGAAGAAUCCAACCGACAAGUCAGCCACGAAGCGAAAGCUUGGCUAUUGGAUCGAGCUCGCGAAGCUGCUGGAACGGGGAGGUAUUAAUGCCGUCUUCCUGGCCGAUACUUACGGCGGUUAUGAUACCUACGAGGGCAAGCUCGAUGAAUGUAUCCGGCGCGCAGCCCAAUGGCCCGUCACAGACCCAACCAUUCCCAUCUCUGCAAUGGCAGCCGUGACCAAAAACCUCGCCUUCGCAAUCACUGCGUCGACAUCAUUUGAGCCUCCUUUCCUCCUCGCAAAACGAUUUUCGACAUUGGAUCAUAUGACGGACGGCCGGAUCGGUUGGAACAUCGUCACUUCAUGGAAGAAGGCUGCCUUCAAGGCUAUUGGCUUGGACUCUCCAAUUGAGCACGACGAGCGGUACCGUCAAGCAGACGAAUACCUUCGCGUGCUAUACAAGCUCUGGGAGGGAUCAUGGGCUCCGGAUGCUGUCUCCCCGAACCCUGAAACGGAUUCCUACGCCGACCCUGACAAGAUCCGUCAAAUAAACCACAAGGGCAAGUACUUCUCUGUCAACUCGCGCCACAUUGUCGACCCAUCGCCGCAACGUACACCGUUCCUGUUUCAGGCGGGCACAUCAGCGGCAGGAUCAAGCUUCGCAGCCACUCAUGCAGAGGGAAUCUUUGUGUCCGCACACUCACCAUCCGUCCUUGCUCCCAAGAUUGCUGCUAUCCGUAAGCAGGCUGCAGAGCUCGGCCGCGAUCCGCAAUCGAUCAAAUUCUUCUCGACGUUUACCCCGAUCCUCGGGCGCACCGAUGAAGAAGCGCAGGCAAAGUAUGAAGAGCUGAAGAAGUAUGCCUCAGUCAUCGGAGGACUCGUCUUGUUCAGCGGAUGGACAGGCAUUGAUGUCUCCAGACUGCCCCUGGACCAGGAUAUCACGGCUGCUGACUCCCUAGAGGCCCACAAGGUCACCAGCACCCUCCACAGCUUUACUACCACGAGUGAAGAUGUCCCACGAUGGACUCCUCGGGUUGUCGCCGAGAAAGCUGCCAUUGGCGGCUUGGGACCAGUUAGUGUAGGAACACCCGAAAAGGUCGCAGAUGAGUUGGAACGUUGGGUCAGGGAGGCAGACCUAGACGGAUUCAAUAUUGCGUAUGUUACCACGCCCGGAACCUUUGAGGAUGUCGUGAACCUCUUGGUACCAGAGCUUCGUCGACGGGGUAUCUACUCUGAAGCGCCGCAGGAGGGUUUAACAGCGCGCGAGAAGGUCUAUGGGGUCGGCCAGGCCGGGCUGAGGUCCGAUCAUCCAGGCAGCCAAUACAAGUAUGAUGUGUAUCAGGAGGAGCCGCCGUAUGAGGGCGACUGA